AUGUUCGGAGUCAUCGUCAUUACUCACGACAACUCCGACUCACUGGCGAAACAGCAAUCAUCUUCUGACUCUCUUACCCCCGCAGCGCAGGCUUUACCCGGUGCUCCGCAUCAUGACAAUUCACACAACCUCUCCACCGGUGGAUGCUGGCCGCUGGAUGGUUUGAUGCAGAAGGAAACGGCUGGGGUGGGAGUGUUCCCCAAGGUGUUGGCAACUUCCUGUCCGCCGAAUACGUCCUUUUCUCCAUCGGGUCGCCCGGUGACUAGUGGGAUGACCACGAUGCUGCAAGCCCCGGGCGAGCUGCGACGGAGGAUAAGCGGUGCCGGCAAUGUCCACGAGUUCUCUGGCCCCCUCCCCAUGUCGGGUCUUGUUGAUGCCAUACCGUAA
Molecule: messenger RNA, 387 nt
Organism: Aspergillus affinis
Lineage: Eukaryota; Fungi; Ascomycota; Eurotiomycetes; Eurotiales; Aspergillaceae
Exons: 1
Coding region: 1-387 (128 amino acids)
Source: RefSeq, a predicted model, not a curated record